CCACAAAAUAUUAUCUAAAUCAAAACAUUUCAAAAGAAAUGGCACAACAAAUAUUCUACACUCUCUUUCUAUUCCUCUUAUCCACGACGAUGCUCACGGCAUCCUCCGCCCCCGUAGCCGCGAUAACUUCAAAGCGUGCUAUAAACUUCAUACAAGCCUCUUGCAAAGCCACAACAUACCCAACCGUAUGCGUCAACACUCUCACUGGUUACGCCAACUCCAUCCAAACAAGCCCUCGACGUCUAGCCGAGACCGCACUCAAUGUGACCGUGACCCAAGCCCAGUCCACUAAGGUCUUCGUAUGGCGCUUGGGGCGUUUCAAGACUCUUAAUAAACGAGAGAUUCAAGCCGUUAAGGACUGCAUCGAGGAGAUUCAUGAUGCUGUUGACCGUUUAACCAAGUCGAUCCAUGAAGUGAAGAUGUGUGGUAGUGCUAAAGGUCGUGACCAGUUUUGGUUCCACAUGAGCAAUGCUCAAACGUGGACCAGCGCUGCUUUGACUAAUGCAAACACUUGCUCCGAUGGAUUUGCGGGUCGGGUCAUGGAUGGGCGGAUCAAGAACUCGGUCCGGGCACGGAUCUUGAAUUUGGGAAGAGGAACUAGCAACGCUUUAGCAUUGAUCAAUGCUUUUGCUAAAAAAUACUAAAUAAUUAAUACAUUUUCUUUUUGUUAUUAAUUAUGUAAUUUGAGCUACGAAAAUGUUUCAUGCAAAUCCGAUGUAUUUCUGGAUAAAUUUUGAUUUUAAUGAAUUUACAACGUUGUU
This is a messenger RNA of Arabidopsis arenosa, 761 nucleotides long. The record is from the annotation of a GenBank genome assembly. Lineage: Eukaryota; Viridiplantae; Streptophyta; Magnoliopsida; Brassicales; Brassicaceae.